CUUCUCUUUUAUACAUGUUCUUUGCUCUUAGUCUCCUCAAGCCGUUAUAUUUUAGUUUGAUCAGUUGAUGCGCAUGCACCAGAACUUGUUUUCUCUCUCUCUGUUAUUCAUUCUCUCCGCCCACCUUCUGUUCAGAGAUGGGAAAGCAGUACCCAGCUUACCGGAAUAAUGAUCAAUCCCGGGGAAUCUUGUGGAGAAUAAUUUGCGCUCUUGACUACCAUCAUUGGCAGAACAAUGUCAGAAAAAUGUUACCUCACAAAAGGCACAAUAAGCAGAAUAAUGCCAAAAACAGUAAAAUUCCGAAGACAACACCAGGUGCCGAUUGUGCUGGAGAGAAGCUUGUGGGUGCUGAAACAAGUCAUUCUCUUGUUAAUCCACGUACAGAGGCUAGCCCAACUCAUAAACGGUCUCUCAAAGCUCGCGUGAAAGCACUAGUUGCUAAAAUGAUUCGCAAGGAAGAUGAUAACAAAAGAACAGGCCUGAACUUUCCUGCACUUUUGCAGCUGGAGAGAACUCUUUCUGUCAAGCAUCUAGACACAUCAAAUGACAGCUUCAGGAAAACAGGUAAGGAUUGGAGAAGUCCAAUCAUAUUCUUUCCUAGGAAGGAUGGCGCCACCAAAUUGCAGCGUCCAGCUAUGAUGAUGGCUAGUGACUGGAAUAAAUUUGAUUUGUACACUAAAGAAAGUUUAAUGGACUACAUUGAGCACCAAAGGCUUUCUCAAAACUACAGUUUCUCUGGAGCAAGAGAAAUAUCGGUGGAUCAAGCACAUGCUACCCAGUUUAUACAGAAUGCUUCCCAGCAACAGUUGAAAGAGCAUGCGGAUGUUUUAAAACUACUACAAAUAAAUGAAGAUCUUUUUCAAGAAUAUCAACAAGAGGUGGAUCUUUGCAAAGAAAAUGACUUUUGGAUGCCUAAAAAUUCUAAUGCAAAAGCUAGAUUAACAAAGUCAGGGACAUUCCCUGCAGCUAAUUUGUCAUACUUGCGCAGAAAAAACUAUAAGCCUGCUACACUUGAAGACAAACAAACAGAAACAUGGUCUUCUUCAAGAGGAAAAAAUUUGCAUAAUGAGACUCCACAAACAGUGGGUAGUGAAGUGUUUGCACAUAUGGAAGAUCAGAGGCAAAAAUUAAAGCUUCAGAACAAUACGGAUAAAGAUGAGGUUCCUUGUGACAAGGCAGAUAGAAAUAAGCUUCCUUGCAGCUCUGCUUCACUACUCGAUCAAGUUUCAAAUGAAUAUUUACCUUCCAUGAGAGAGAAGCAGUUGACUAGAAUAUGUGAUACAAGAACAGUACGGGAUGAUGAUUUCAAGGACUUAAACAGUUGCAAUAUUACUUUUGGUCCUAUUAAUAAUCUUAGAAGUACUUUGAGGCACAGAAGAACAUCCUCCCUAAAUGAUUCACUGCACAGAUAUGCUCGCUUGUUUGAUUAUAGCUUCAGCAUGACAAACAAAUUGGAUAUAUCUAAGAGUGUUAGAUUUACAAACGAAUAUGACACCUCCUCAACUGGGAAUGCUCCAAUAUCCUUCAAAAGGAAUCAGUCUUUGCCUCAUGGUAAAUCUCCUUGGCCCAAUCAUGAUGAGGAUUCUCUCGAAACCUUAUAUCCAUAUGUGUCAAGUAUGCAUUCUCUGGUUUGCACAACAGCUACUGAAGAUAAUAGUCUGAGUGAAUCAAAGCCGGUGGAACAAUCUGUGGGUAAGAACUCAGAGAAGUGCUUACGGUUGGUUAAAAAUGAAGGAAAUUUGCAUUCUGAAACAAGUGUGGAGGAUGUUAAAAGUAAUCAAGAGGAGAAAUAUUUGGAGAGCUCGACAAGGGUGAUCGAUGUUUGUGGUACUACGGCUUUGAUGAAUGGACAUUGUGAGGAAAUAGUUGGACCAGCGUUUGAGAAAAGCAGCUGUUACAAAGAUCUUCAAGUCAACUCCAUGGAGAUUGACGAUGACAAGGACACAAGAACAAGUCUAAUGGACUCAACUCUUAUAAGCUGUUUGCAAGAGGAUGUAGCAAGCCCAACAGAGCUUUCGGUAUCAGAAGGUUUGGAGCACACAUGCGAUCAUUCCUACGAGAGAGAAUCUUUGCUCACCUUGCUCAACAACUCAGAUAAAGAUUCUGUGUCGAUGACAAGUACAGCAUGCCCUGAAAAUCUUAACAAUACACGCAAGAAUUUUAAAAGUCACAUGGAUACCAAGUUGGACAAAGAUGAAGAGUCUGACUUAAGUUAUGUGAGAGACAUCCUUACGGUGGCAAACUUCAACGAUAAAGGCUUUCAUGGGGAAUGGUAUUCAUCUGAGCAACCAAUAAGCCCACUAAUAUUCGAUGAAGUAGAGGAAUCUUGGUGGCCCCAUGAAUCAGAAUGUUCACAAGAGAACCUCAUUUUACUGUAUCAUCACCAACUCCUGUUUGAUUUAAUCAAUGAAUCAAUUAUCCAAAUAUAUGAGACAGCAUUCACAUACUACCCAAGGCAAUUAUCAACAAGUUGCCAAGUCCAUUCAUUGCGCGAACCAUCCAAUGAAGAGGAGGUGCUGAAAAAUCUUCUCAAGUACAUUGGCUUUAAAUCUGAACUUGACCAGCCACCAGACGAUGUAGUGGAACGUGAUUUGUCAAAAGCUGAUGGUUGGAUGAAUCUCCAAACAGACUCCGAGUGUGUGGCACUUGAGUUGGAGGAUUUGAUUUUCGAUGAACUCUUGGAAGAACUAAUAUGUACUUGAGAUUGUUGAAGAGACUGCCUAGCAUAGACCAAGGGGAAAUGAAGCUGAUUUUGUAUUUUAAGUCAGUAAUGUAAAAUGAAGUUUAUUGCAUGUCUUUGAGUGUAUAUAUUUUAGAAAAUAGGUAUUGUUCUUGUAAUCGUGUAAAGCUUAUAGCAGUGAAAGGAGAAAUGUAGAUGUACAAGUGCAUAGUACUACAAUUUUGAAGGCUUGGUAAUUGGUAUAUAUAAAUUUGAUAUUGCUUAAAUAAA
This is a messenger RNA of Daucus carota subsp. sativus, 2950 nucleotides long. RefSeq lists its product as uncharacterized. The transcript is spliced from 5 exons. The record is from RefSeq and is a predicted model, not a curated record. NCBI's taxonomy places the organism in Eukaryota, Viridiplantae, Streptophyta, Magnoliopsida, Apiales, Apiaceae. Bases 138 to 2702 code for a protein of 854 amino acids.